Messenger RNA from Cinara cedri, 12688 nucleotides. NCBI's taxonomy places the organism in Eukaryota, Metazoa, Arthropoda, Insecta, Hemiptera, Aphididae. The record is from the annotation of a GenBank genome assembly.
GCGGCGACCAGUACCCCUUCCUCCGUCCCGACAUUCGACAAACGUGUGCACCCGCGCUCCGCCGCUGAUCUGGCCCAUUUUCGUCAGUUUUAUUGUAUUUUUUUUUUUUGAUUAUUAUUUUACUUUUACCCCGUGUCCCGUUCGGACACAUCCGUAAAACAGUUUUCCGCGCACAGGACAAAAGCCCUUGUUAACCGCCGCCACCAACGUCCGAUGGUAUUUUAAUACUAUUACUACGCGCCCGUCGUAAUAAUACCUAUUAUUAUAUUAUAGCGUUUCGCUGCUGUCCCGUCGACAGAGUUGUUCGUGUGCCCGUCUAGAAAAUAGAUAUUUUGUCAUCAUGUUUACCGCAACCGUCAACAACGUGCUCGUAAUCUGUCUGCGCUGCUGAACAAUCACGUCGACCACACACUCGCACGCAAACACACACACACACACACACGACUCGCAGCUAAAUCGUUUCGUCUUCGUUAUCGAAUCACGUGACAACACACGCACACAGCCGUGACGUACCGUAAUCCUGGCUUUGUGAACCACCCUGUGCAAGCUCGCCGUGUCCGUAUCCAACUGACCAACCAUGACCAAUCAACCUCCCGGUGCCGUGUCCCCCGCAAAGGAGCCCGUCAGGGUCUUCGAAGGAGUCGUGAAACAGGUACGUCGUACAUGUGGUUUCAAACCGUAAAGUCGCGAGUUGUGUAAUCCCGGCGCAUAACAUCAUAUUAUGCGAUGGCCGCCGCCGUCACCGCCACGUGCGCCACGUUAUUCCACACGGUUCUUGUCUCCGGAAGCCCGACGACUUGUCGCGUUUUCCCGGACGUGAAGCGUUCCCGGCUUAUUCCGGUCCGACCGACGUGUAGGGGGGCCCUCCAUAUGUCAGCUAACCCAGUCGGCCUUACGGUACUUGAUUUUACCGUUUCGACGGUUUUCUAUAACUUUUUAAGCAUGCCGAAACGGUAUUAAAACCAACGACACGUUUCGUUGUUCCUUUUGUAAUUCGUAUUUCAUUAAUCCUACUAAAUAAAUAGAUUAGAAGUUUCCGCUCAUGGUUUACUUGUUUGAUUGAUGUAAUGUUAUUUAUUCCGCGCACCUAUCAAGUAGAAUGCUAUGGAAAAAAAAAAAUCUACCAUCGUUCGUUAUUUUUAUAUCAAGAACUAGGUAUGUGUUAUAUAAGUUCGGGACGUUUUGGUAGGUGUAUCAUUUUUAUCUUUGAUAAUAUUAGUUACCUACUCGGCGAGUUCUAGAGGUACUGUCCAGAACAUACAGAAAAUAAAUUGUUACAAAUAACUUAAACCAGAGUAAAGUAAUACCAGUAUACAUUUUAUUCAGUCAUAAAGGAUAAGUAUUUUAGUAUCUUACCAAUUAAACAUAUGUAAAUUUAUUUUCUUUAACCCGCAAUAGCUCUCAUUGUUCGAACAAAUCUAACACACCUAUAACUUAUUUUAAGAAUAACUAUUAUUAUUUAUUAUUUAUCUACACGAUUAUGAAACGUAUAAUACCAUUAUUAUUGAUAAGAUUAAAUUAUAAAAAAACAUGUUUUGGUAUUCAUAUUUUGAUAAAAUUAGUUAAAAAUUAUAUAUUGUUAAAAAAAAUCUAAUACACGAGUAAUCGCAUUAAAUAAAACACACAAGUGAUCCUGGGUUAAAUAGAUUGACUUUUGAUACACCUACUUAACAUGUUUUAAUCUUAUAUGUCUAUUUUGAGUGAGGAAAUUAUUAUUUUUAAAUUUGAAAUAAUAGCUCUUUCAAACUAUUGGAAAUUAAUAUGUUUUAUUAUGUAGAUAAAUGUUAUUAGUAAAUUUUAAAAAUGAUAAGCAAAUUUACAAUAGGUAACAAUAUAAUACUUGUAAAAAUAACAAUCUUUUAAAUACCUAUUGUUUUUCACUUAGGUAGGUAGAUAUAAUCUAACAUAUUAAAAAUAAAAAUGGGUAGGUACUAUUUUUAAAGUGUUUUUAUUGGAAUAUUUUAUUACUAGGUCCUUACUUAGAUAUGGAUAUUAAAUUUUAUAUUUUUUGUGUUGGGUGAUAUCAAAUGUAAUAUUUAUGGGAUUUCAAAUGUUUUAUUUUGUAGGUGAGUACCUAUUAAAUUAUAUUUUAAUUGAAUAAUUUAAUUUUCUUAAGUUUUAAUUGUAUGCUUACCUAAUGUUUUCCUAAGUCUUGAACAGACUUAAUAGGGGAUUAAAUAUUGGAGUAAUUAAAUAAAAUUUGCUUUAAUAAAUUGAAAGUAAUUUAUAUUUAAAACAAAACUUUUUUCAUUAUUUUAAACCCUAUCUAAAUGUAAACUAUAUUUUUAAAUUAAAACUACCACCACCACCCACCUUCAAGAAAAGUAGAAUUAUAGGUAAUCUUGGCAAGUAUAUUAUGUUAUAGGCUUUUAUAUAUUAAGUUUUUAAACUAAAAAAUAUUAACAUUUAUUUAGUAUUUUUGUAAUCAUUUAUAUCUACCUAUAUAUUUGUUAAAUAUAUCUAUUUAUACAAUAUUAUAAUUAAGUAUGUGUAUUUACAUACAGCUAUAGUUUUUAACGUAUCUAUUAAUUUUGUUCAUAAAAUAUUUACAAAUUGUGUAGGUAUAUACUAUAUUUGUACUUGUGCUAGAUAUUGUACAUUCAUAUCUAUUACCUAUAUGGUUUCCAUAAUCAAUCUUAAAGACCUACUUACCCCACUAACCAUUAUUGUUAUUAUUAUUAUUCUUUUUUUAAACUUAUAAUUAGUAGGUACUUAACACCAAAAAUUAAAGUCAUUUUUAAUCAUAAAUAGAGAAAUAAAAAUAUUUAUAAAAAUCAAUUUUUAACUUAAAUACUUAUUAAUUAUAACACCUAGACAAUAUAUUUUGUCAUCAUAGUUAUAUUUAUUUGAGGGAUCGAUAGAGGAAUAAUUUUUUGUGAUCCACUUAAUACUUAAAUUUUUUUUUCCGUAAUUUUUAGUAGGUACCUAACAAGUAUAAUUUUCAUAUUUUGAAAGACAUACAUAAGUUUUUCAAUCAUUUUUACUUCUCAAAGGCACGUAAGUUUAGUGUAUACAAAUACAUAUAUAUAUAUAUACUUCAAUAUUAGGAUCUAGUGCAUAAAAAAAUUAAUAAAUAAGCCACUGUGGGUUUAUCUUCUCCUAUACACUUAAAUGCAUUCAUCAAAUGCACUUAAAUGUUUAGUAUUUAAUUGUAAUUUGUUAUUUUUUAUUCAACAGGUGAACUCCGGUGAUUCCAUCACUAUCCGAGAGGAAGUUUACAGUGGUUAUCCGAAAGAAAAGCAAAUAAUCCUCAACAACAUUGUUGCUCCCAAAUUAGGCCGUCGACCGUUAGUUAAUUAAUUUUCAUUCAUUUUUUCAGUAGAUCUCGAUCAAAAAAUUAUUUUUUUUUUUUUAUGAUUAACUUAAAUGUGUUAGAUACAUUUGCUAUAAAUUAUACAAUUGUUAGGUAUGUUUAUUAAUUUUCAUUUAAAACAAAUUUAGAGCCAAUAAUGAUCCUAUAUCCAAAGGUACUGAAGAUGAGCCAUUUGCUUGGGAAGCUCGUGAAUUUCUCCGUAAGAAACUUGUUGGCAAAAAAGUGUUUUUCAAAACAGUUGGUCAAUCAUCUGGUGGAGGAAGGACAGCUCGAUACUAUGGUGACAUCUUUUACCCAACAUUGGGUAUGGAAAUUGUUUUUUUAUGCCUACUGUUUAAACUUUAUAAUAAUAGUGUAAAUUAUAUUAAAUUGUGUACAAUUUAAGUAAUUUGUUAUAAAACUGAUUUUUGGUGGUUUUGGGUUAAUAUUUUUAAUUUAAUUUGUUUUAGAAAACAAUAUCGUAACUGAACUGGUUGAAAAUGGUUUAGUUUCUAUUAAAAACGUUAAGUUUACUAACCCAACUCCUGAUGUUCAAAUAUUGCUUGAUCUUCAGAAAGUAGCAAAAGCUGCUAAAAUUGGAAAAUGGGACGUAACUGCAAAGGUAUCAAUUAUACAAAUAUAUAGCAAGUUAUUGCUUAUGAUACCUUAUUUUAAACUUGUAUGUACAUAGUGAUUUUUUUAGAUUGUUUUAACAAUUUUUAUAAUUUUAUCUUAAUGAUAAAAGUUCAAAAAAAAAAUUAUAUAAAGGAUUAUUACAAUCUAUAUGAAUAAUAUAUAAAUAUUAUGAAAUAGUGUCACUAAUAAAAUCGCUCUGUAUAAAUUAGAUUUGUUAAAAUGUUACUUAGAUUGGUUAAGUAUAAUUAUAAGUUAACAAAAAUUGUAAUUUAACUUUUUUUUUCAUUUUGAAAUGUAAAUAUUAGAUUAUUAAGAAUUACCUAAAUAAUAUUAUCUUACUAAAUAGAUUAAUGUUAACUUAUCCGUAUUCAAAGGUUUUAAAAUAUCUUAUAUUCCAAGGGUAUCAAAGAAGGAAUGAUUGUAAAUUUCUGAGUUUGUAAUACUGUAGCAAUAUCUGAAAGGUAACUGCUAGUUUUUCCUCUGUCUCAUUAUGUUAAGUUAAACAUUUUACUUUUGGACUUCCAAAAAUAAGUAUAUUAUUAAACUUAAAAUAAAUUUUACACUCUUGUUUUUAACAAACUGAAAAUAAAAACAUUCUCUUGUUAAAAACAUGAUAAUGUAAUUUAUAUAUUACAAAAUACAGGGUGAUUUUUUUUUUUUUUUUUUUUUUUUUUUGUGAACCAGCAAUUAUAUCUGAGAAUUUUAAGUGAAUUUGAUUUUUGUUUUCUUAAUCAUUAUGGAAUCGUUUAAGCUUUAUUUUAAUACCAUAUUUUAACUUUUGACCCGUUCUCUCCAUAUACUUUAAAUAAGAACAUGCUUUUGAUUUUCAAAUAGAACACCCCUUUGUUUCGAACACAGAUUUGAAUAGAGAGUAUUUUAUUGUACUUAUUUAAGGUACAUGGACUAAGGGUAAAAAGUUAAAAAUUAUUUUAAAAUAAAGCUCAAUAUAUUCUAUAAUAAUUUGGAAAAAAAAAAUCAAAUUCACUUAAAAUCCUUCUGAGAUAAUGGCUGAUUCAUGAUAAAAAAAAACAUUCUGUAUACAAUUUUCUAAUAGUUUUGCACAAUAAUAGUUUUGCAUUUAUACAUUAUGCAUAUACAUAAUUUUAUAUAAGUCUUGGUACCUAAGUUAUAAUCUUAUCAAUAUAUAUAUAUAUAUAUAUUGAUAUUGGCAUAUAUAUAUGUUAAUACAUAUAUAUAUAUAUUGAUAUUGGCAUAUAUAUAUGUUAAUACAUAUAUAUAUAUAUUGAUAUUGGCAUAUAUAUAUGUUUAUACAUAUAUAUAUAUAUAUAUAUAUAUAUAUAUAUGUAUAAACACAUAAAAUUAUGUUAAAUAUUUUAUAUGUUAAAAUAUAUGAAAAAGCAAAAUAAAUGAAAUGUAGUGGUAUAAAAUUUAAGAAUUGUGCAAAAUUAUUAGAACAUAUAUUUUGUUGUUUGAUACAUUUUUUACCUAUAUAUUUUAAAAAUAAUUUAGCGGUUUGUUUAGCCUAAUCUAACGUGACCUUAGAUCAUAUACUAUGUAGGACACUCAUUAAUUGUGAUAAUUUCAGGCGACCCAUGCUAGUGCAAAUGCUCUAAUUUAGAGGUUCCCAAACUUUUUAACUGUAAACCAUAUGCCAAUUUUUUCUGUUUUUCAUAGACAUCUAAUAUUAAAUGUCUUUAAAUUCAUCAUACAUUUUUUUUCGUUAUCAGACUAUAUAUCAUAUCUAUAUUUUUUGUUAUGCAUAGAGAAUUUGACUAAAACUCGUUUGUUCUCGCUCAUUAGUCAAAGCAUAUCUAAGUAUUCCUCUCUAUACAGUCAUUAAUGAGCGAGUUGUAGGCAUUAUCUUGAGAUGUGCUGUAUAGUUUAAGUAUAAUUUGUCAAUUUAUAUGUAUAUUUUUUUAUAUAUAUUACGAAUAUUUAUUAUUAAACUAAAAAAAAAACAUUUUAAAUCUUUUUUGUACUGUAAUUAGGAUUAUCAGAAUUGUACCAUCUACCUUGAAAUAUUAAUUUUUGAUUUAAAAAGAAAAUAUAUAAUAUUUAUCAUUACUAAAGUUAAAAUUGGCAUAGAAAUUAUUUAAAUUGUUAUAUAUUUUCAAAUUAUUAAAUCAAAAUUUGGUAUUUACUUAAGGUAUAUUAAAAUAUUGUGAUGUUUGUAAUUACGCCUAGUUUUUAAUAAAAUGGUGUUUCACAUAUAUAAAUUAGGUUUACUUUUUGUAAUGAUUAGUCUGAUUUUUCAUUGUUUAGUGUUUAAUAUUCUGUGAAAUAAAAUAUGGUUAUUUUCGCAUUUAAGCAUUUAUGAAAUGCUUACAACAAUAACUGGUAUUAAUUUUCUCAUAUUGAAACUACUUGUACAUUUUGCUUUUGUUUCAAUAUGAAAAAGUUUACAUUGCUUUAUUUGAUAAUAAUUUAAUUGUCUGUAGAAGAGAAACUAUUGAAUCAUUUUAUUUUAAAAAGUUAAGAGGAUACCACUCGCAUAUUUUUUAUUAUCUUUAUCUUAUAAAUGCACAAUAGCAAAUUUGCGUUCAGUAAAUAAAUUGUGUGCAGUGAGUUUUAAUAAUAUAGUGAAUUGAUCUAUUACAAAAUGUAAAGGUAAGAAGAUUGUCUGCAUUGAGGUCUUUUUAUCUCGAUAUUUUAGUUUUUAAAGGAAAUAUGAGUAUGUGGAUUAUAACAAUUUGAUAAUAUUAUAUUUCACUUAAAAAUCAAAAUAUCAUAGAAACAAACAUCAACACACAUUAAGUUUGGUCAUAAGUCAAUUUGCAAUAAUAUUAAAACUUAUUGCACAAUAUUUACUUAAUGCAAAUUUCUUAUGUUGUGCUUUUAAUCUAAACCUCAAAUGCUGAUUUGGUGUCCUCUGAAAGAAACGCUUAACUAUUUAUAUCCCAUUACAUGUUUGAAUGUUAUAGACUCCUCGCCUAUUAUCUAAGAAGCAAACAAUUUUUUUUUAACUGCAAAGGAUGUAUAAAAUCUCAAAAUUCACAUAUGAAGACACGGUAUGUAAAAGUUCAGUUUGUUAUUAUGUGACUGAGGAACGUGUAAGAUUGUUGGGUCAUUUUUUUUUCCCAUUUUUCUUUGUUAAUUUUAUUGGGAAAAUGGAAAAAACGGUGACUUAAUUAUUCUUCAACUGCUUCAUCGCAAAAAUUGUAUCAUAAACUGAGGAACUAGAAGAUAGUCCAAUGUGGGUGAGCAACUAUUUUUCCAGUUUCAUCUUUAUUUUAUUGUGCAUUGGGGAAAUAGUGGCUCACCUAUUUCUUGAACACGUCAUUGUCAACAUUUAAUCAUAAGGUGUAUAAUUUAAACCAAUUCUAGUUAUAAGUUACAUUUUUAAAUAUUUUCUCUAAUAUAUUGAGCUUGAUUUAAAUAAAACAAUUUCAAUUCUUAUUAUCGUACAAAAUAUUUUAAUAGAUAAUUUUAACUUAAGUAUACACACUUCUUUUUAUAACAAAUUAAAGUUCAUGUAUGUGGUGAGUAUUUUCAAAAAAUAUUAUUAAUUAAUUAGUUAGUUGGUCUAAACGUUUUAAUUUCAGUAUAUUUUAUAAAUUCAAGUUAAAACAUUCUGAAAAUGUUAGUACAGAAAUAAAAUUUAAGCCUCAUUUAAUUUUAUAUACACUUAAGAGGUAUGGAUUAUAAAUUCAUAAUUAUUCUGUUUUAUGUUGUUAGAAUCCAACAAAGAAGACUAGUUCUAUCGAUGAUGUCGAGGGAUUUUUAAAAAAAAACUUAAAGAAACGUAUUAAGGCUGUUGUUGAAUCUGUUAUUGAUGGAUCGACUAUUAAACUAUUGUUGUUGCCUGAAGGAUACCUGAUUACUCUGUACCUUUCUGGAAUUAAGGUAAAUCAAAUUCAAUUCAUUUUUUUUUCUUACCAAAAACAAUAAUUUUGAAAUAUUCAUAAAUCUGAUAUAAUUUUUUGAAGAGGAAAUUAUUUAGUUUAAAUAUUAAUAAUAUUCUCUCAUUUUAAAACUUAAUUUUCUCAAAUAUACAAUUUUUUUAAAUUAUUAUACUGUAAUUUGUGGAUAAUACCUGUUAGGGUUAAUUAAUAUCGAGUUUAAAUAAUUAUAGUAUUUGAAUAUUAAUAUUAAUAUUAAUAAACACGUUUGUUGAGUUGCCAUUUUUUAAUUACAAUUUUUUUGAUAAUCUAAGAAACAUGCAGUUCUAAAAUGUUCCAUUACCAUUAUUUUCAUCGCUUCAAUUUUUCGGAUGAACCAACUUUUGAUUUUUAAUAGUAACUUACUUAAAAAAUUUCAUAAAUAUAUAAAGUAUUAAGAAUGAAAUUGUUAAUGUCUGUCAACCUGUUCAUAAAAUAUUCUACUUUUAAGUUUGGUUAACCUAUGAAAUAUUAUUCAAACUGCCGUACCGUCACAAAUAAUAAUCUGCUACUUCCCUUAUAUAAACUUAAAAAUGAAAUAUUUCAUAACUGGGAUAACGAAAAAAAAAUUGUUAAAUUUGUAUUUUAUAAACUUAUACUCUAUCUAUUUAUUGAAUUUUUAAAUAUAAGAAAAUUGAGUGUUGAAUGAUAAAAAAAUUAAUCCUGUAUAUUGAAAUCAAAAUUAAUUCUUAUGAUCAAUUUUAAAAUUUAAAUUAUUUACAACCUCUACUGCAUAAAAAUAAUGUGGUGUUGUAUCUUCUUUAUAUAGUGUCCAUCCGAUGGUGAAGAAUAUGGUAAUGAAGCAAAAUUCUUUGUGGAAAUUCGUUUGUUACAAAAAGACGUUGAAGUUACAUUAGAAGGUGUAUUGUCCAAUAAUAAAACACCAUCUUUCUUUGGAACUAUCUAUCAUCCGGUAAAUAAAUUCCAUAAUAUAUAACUAUUUCAUAAUGGUUUAAAAAUAAUAAUUUGAUUUUUAAAAGGCCGGAGAAAUUGCUGUCGAAUUAGUCAAACAAGGAUUUGCUACAUGUCAAAACCGUAGUAUGAAAUACCUGGAGGGUAGUGCUGACAAGCUAAGAGCAGCUGAAAGGUCAGCAAAGGAGAAGAAAUUAAGAAGAUGGACAUCGUACCAACAUACGGGACCUGAGGUAUAUAUUAAACAAUUUUUAUUUUUAUUACUUUUAUAUUUUAUGUGAUUGUUUUUUAGAUUUCCGAAAAAGAAAUUAUUGGAACUGUUAUUGAAAUUAUAAGAGAAGAAGCUUUGUUGGUAAAGAGUUCUAAUAGUGAUAAGCCCAAGAAAAUUUUCUUGUCUAACAUCAAACCGGCUAGAUUAGGAGUUGAACAACCAAGAAGGUAUUUUUUUUUUAAAUUUUUUAUACUUUGAUCAUAUAAUAUUAUUUAAUUUUUUUUAAUUUGCCACAUUUAGCGAACCAACUGGAGAAGACCAAGCACCUGCCCCCCGUGCACCACGGACAUUGGCUAAACAUUUUUACGAGAUCCCUUGGGCCUAUGAGGCACGUGAAUUCUUGAGGACUCGUUGCAUUGGAAAGAAAGUCAAUGUAUCUGUUGACUACAUUCAACCAAAAUCUGAUAAAUUUGAAGAAAAACUCUGUGCUACUGUUACUGUUAAUGGAAUGUAUGUUAAAAAUAUUGUUUUUUUAUUUUAUAAACAUUAAGAAAUAUUUUUGUUGGUUGGUAAAAAAUUAUAAUUAGUUUAUAUCUAAAUGUGUUUCAUGACCUAAAGUUAUUUAUUUUCCAAUUUUAUUUUGCAUUUUUUAGUUAUAUUUUAAUUGUCAAGAUUAACUGGAAAAUAAUAAACUAACAAUUUCUAAUUGUUUUACCUUGAAAGAUAUACAAUUAUCUGCCUUAUUAAUAAUUAUAAGGGUGUGAGAUAUAAUUUUAUUUGUAAUUUAAUAUUUCUUUGUUUUUUUGUUUGUUUAAUAUAGAAAUAUUGGUGAAGAAUUAGUAAAAGAAGGUUUGGCUACUGUUAUGAAUAACCCACGUGAUGACCAAAUGUCUCAGUGUUUCGAUGAUUUAAAGAAAGCUGAAGAAUUGGCCAAACAAUCUCACAAGGGACUUUAUUCUAAAUCACCUCCACCUAAACAACGCAUUACUGAUUGUUCUAGUGCUGGCGUUAGUAUAAUACAUUAUCAUUAUACCUGAUUGAGUUAGUUUUAUUAAAUUAGUAAGAUAAUUAUUUAUAUAUUUAGGAUUCUGCUCGUGCCAAGGCUCUUUUACCCAGUUUACAACGAUUCCCAAGGUUUGAAGCAUUAGUCGAAUAUGUUGCUAGUGGCUCUAGAAUGCGUCUUUAUGUAAGAAGAGAGUACUCUCUUAUUACCUUCCUUUUGGCUGGUUAGUAAUUAAUUAUAAUAAUACUUUCUAGUCAAAUAUUGUUAAUUUAUAGAAUGGAUAAUGAAAUUAUUUACUUUUUAUUAUAUAAUAUACAUAUGGGUUUCAUCAUAAUUUAGGAAUGGGAUAAAUUAUUGGAAUUGAUACAUUUAGUUAAAUAAAAUUAGAAUUUGUGAAGUCAUGAAUAUUGGUUGGAUAAAUGAAUUAUGUACUCUGUUUUUUGUAGUAAAGAUCACUACAUUAUAAAAACAAAUUUUUAAUAAAUUUAAUUUAAAAUAACAUUAGCAGAUACAAAAUAAUAUGAAUCUCGUUUAGAACCUAACCUUUGUGAAUCUGUUAUUACUCUUAAUUAGUGAUUCAAAUAAAGUUAAAAGAAAUUUUCAUCAAAUACAUUGUCCUCUUUUAUUGAAAUUGUAAUAUGUAUGACUUAUAUUUUGUUUUAUAAUUAUUUGAGGUUAAUUAUUAAUUAAUUUUUAAUUUAGGUAUUACUUGCCCGAGUGGAGAACGACCAUAUAACACUGGUGGUGAUCAACCUACAGCAGCUGAAGAAUACCACCAAGAAGCAUUAGCUUUUACAAAAGAAAAGAUCAUGCAUCGUGAAGUAGAAAUUACAGUAGAGUCUUGUAAUAAGGGUGGAAGUAUGAUUGGAUGGUUGUUCGUCGGUAACAUUAAUCUUUCUUUGGCACUAGUUAAAGAAGGACUGGCUAAAGUACAUAGGUCGGCUGAACGAUCUGAGUACUUUAAGCUUUUGCAGCAAUACGAGAAAGAGGCUAAGGAAAAAAAAAUUAAUGUAAUAUAAAACAUGCCAUUGUGCCAUUGAUUUAAAUUUGAUUAGCUAUAUGUAAUUUUUUAAUAUUUAGCUAUGGAAGAAUUAUGUAGAAGAACCAGAAGAAGCCAACAAUAACAACCACAAACCAGCAUAUGAAGAAGUAGUGAGAGAACGUAAAACCAAUUACAUUGAGGUGCUAGUAUCAGAAAUCACUCCAGAGUUACAUAUUUUUGUGCAACCCGUGUCUGAAGGACCAAAACUGGAAACCCUGACAGACAAUUUGCGUAAACAUUUUGAUUCUAAUCCUCCUAUUGCUGGUUCUUAUGCUCCAAAACGAGGUAUAUUAAUCAUAAUAAUCAUAAAAAUAAUAUUUUGAUGUAUACAUUCAAUAAUUACGUACAAAUGUUUUAUUCAAUUUAUUUAUACAUUGUAGGUGAAAUUUGUGCGGCAAAGUUCAAGGAAGAUCAACAAUGGUACCGUGCCAAAGUAGAAAAGGUUGCUGGACAAAACAUUCAUGUUUUGUAUAUCGAUUACGGUAAUAGGGAUCUGAUAACUCAGAACGAAUGCGCCAGUUUGCCUCCAACUUUCAAAAACGACCGUCCGUAUGCCAAGGAAUAUGGAUUCGCCUUUGUAAAGCUACCAAAAUUGCCAGAAUAUCAAGAAGAUUCCAUCUUGGAAGUACGUGAUGAGUUCAUUAACAAGACCAUUAACAUCAACGAAGAGUACACGUAUGAUAAUGUUACUCACAUAACCGUCAAAGAUGCUGACAAAAAGGAGGAUCUGGUUAAGAAAUUGGUUGAGGAAGGUUUCUUGCUGGUUGAAAGACGCCGUGAGAAAUACUUGCAAAAAUUGGUAAUAUAACUUUUAUUAUAAUUUCAUGUUCAAUUUUCAAAUGAAAAUUGUUUUUUUUUUUUUUUUAUUAUUUUAAUAGUUAGCAGAGUAUAUUGAGGCUCAAGAAAAGGCAAAGAAGGAUCGUUUACACAUGUGGGAAUAUGGUGACGUCACUGAAGACGAUGCUAAAGAAUUUGGUUAUGCUAAAUAAUAAUGGUCUUUCUUCGCACUUAGAAGACUAAUCAUCCACUGUCAGGACUUUAACAACUGUACAAAAAAAGGUGUUUUACAAAUUUAUUAGUCAGCCAUAUUAAUAUCUAAUCAUAUUACAAACAUAAUAUCUAUAAAUACAUAUAAAUACAGUAGAUAGUUUAUAAAUUGACUAUUUUAUUAUGAAUAUUUUUUUAUUUUAUUCAUUCCAGUCUGGUUGUUAACAAAUUUAAGACUUUUAAAAUUAACUGUUCAUUUAUUACUUGUAAAAAUGUACUGAAUAUACCUUUAAUUAAAUGUUAUCUAUAAAUCUAUUGAAUUCAAUAGUUAAAUUUUAGAUAUUUCUGAGUUUUCAUUAAUUGUUACAUCUCUCUUUUUUCUUUUUUUUUUUGACGUAUAGUAUUUUAAUAUGAUUCACAAUAUAGAAUCUUAUUAAAAACUAAGAGAUAAUUUUUAUCUAAAAAUUGUUUAUAAAAUUAUUGAUUUAUUAUAGGUCAUUGGGGAAUAACUAAAAAAUACACAGUGUAUAUAAAAUAUUUUUUGAAUAAAUAUUGGCGUGAUUAGGACGUUAUAAACUCUUCAAUGAGUUAACUUGUAUUUUGAUAAAAAUAAUGUAAAUUUUUUUAUUAUUACUUGAUGCUUUGCUGAUAACUAAAUUUUAAAUAUUUUGUAAAACACUAUAAUUAUGUCUGAUGUGUAGUGUAAAGACUGUUCAGAUGGAUUAUACAAUUAUUAUCAAUUUACAUUAUUUGUACUGUGUUAUUG